Molecule: messenger RNA, 1683 nt
Organism: Diospyros lotus (date-plum)
Lineage: Eukaryota; Viridiplantae; Streptophyta; Magnoliopsida; Ericales; Ebenaceae
Product: putative transferase At4g12130, mitochondrial
Exons: 5
Coding region: 281-1507 (408 amino acids)
Cellular component (GO): mitochondrial matrix
Molecular function (GO): protein binding
Source: RefSeq, a predicted model, not a curated record
UGAAACCUGGCUUUGCUCCUGUUCGACGCCUUUUCCACAUCGCAGUCAAAGCCCAACCUUUGGUUCGUUCAGGAAUUUCGUCGAACAUUUACACUGCAGGUUCUGCUCAACUUAACGAGCCCCCAAACCCAUAACACGUGGCAGAAUCCCGGAAUCCUCGAAGCAGACACGCGUCAACAACUCAUCUCCCGCUUGUGCUCAACCAUCGACACCAUCUCUUCCUACCUGUCUGUCGCUCCCAUUCACAGCUCCUUCAAACCCAAUCCAAAUUCACAGAGCCAUGCACCGUUUCAAGCUCCCCCUCCAAUUCCGCAAAUCCAGUUCGCCCAUUUCCUAUCAGACAACCUCUAGAAAGUUCUCUACUCACCAAAUCCAACUCGAUAAUGCCGGCCCGGUGGCUUCCCUCCUCAAGACCCGAGCCGUGGUCCGGUUCCGAGGCCCCGACACCGUGAAGUUCCUUCAGGGUCUGUUGACCAACGAUGUAAGGAAGUUCAGCGAACCCUUGGGUGACAAGGCGCCCAGUUUUCCUACGCCUAACGUGCCUGCUAUAUCGGCUUCACCUGUAUACGCCGCAAUGUUGACGCCUCAGGGAAGGUUUCUGUAUGAUUUGUUCUUGUACAAGCCGCCUCCGUCUGAUCAGAAGCUUGAUCGAACUGGUUCUGGACCGGGUCCUGACUCGCAGGAUCUGGAGCUCUAUGCUGAUGUUGAUAGGUCUGUAUUAGACGAGCUCUUGGAAACCAUGAAAAAAUACCGAUUGAGGUCCAAGGUUGAUAUUGAAAAUGUGGCAGAAGAUUUCUGUUGUUGGCAACGUUAUGGUGGGAACCUGGCUGAGAAGUCCUCUUCAACAGACGAACCUGAAGCUUCUUCUGUUGGCUGGGGCAGUGCUGUCGAUCAACUUGGUGCAUCAUCUUCACAAGGAAAUGGAUUAGGAUGGCAGUGGCAUAAGGACCCAAGAUUGAACUGCCUUGGAUUCAGGGGGAUCUUUCCAUCUGCUACAACACCACCACCUUUGAUAGAGGCUGACAAGGAAACUGAUGAAAACAACUAUCUACAAUGGAGAGUUGAAAAAGGGGUUGCAGAAGGCUCAACUGAAAUUCCAAAAGGCGAGGCAAUGCCACUUGAAUACAAUCUUGCGGGUCUUAAUGCUAUAAACUUCGAUAAAGGUUGCUAUGUGGGCCAAGAACUCGUUGCUCGGACACAUCAUCGGGGCGUCAUUCGAAAACGUUUGCUUCCGCUGAAGUUUGUUGAUGAUGAGGGGAAAGAAGUAGAACAUAAAGUUGCUCCCAAGUCCGAAGUAAUUGAUACUGCAUCUGGCAAGAAGGCUGGGACUGUGACUACUGCCCUCGGAUGUCGUGGUCUGGGUCUCUUAAGGCUGGAAGAAGCUUUUAAAGGAUUGGGCACCUUGUCUAUACAAGGACAGGAAGAUGUGAAGGUUCAGGCCAUUAGACCAGAAUGGUGGCCUUCCGAGUGGUUUACGGAGCGUCAAGAGCAAAGUGUAGCUGCUUAGAGUAAUUUUUCACUUGGUUGUCCGUUGUUGUGCCUUCAAUAAAGUUAAAGAAAAUGUUAUAGCGACUCCUGCAUCGUGUUUGAACGGUAUGAAAUAAGCAAUUCUGAGAUCAUCUUAUAAGUUGUAUAAUCUAAUUGCUGCUUUGAAAUGUAUGAUUGGUCUUGAAAUUCGUUAUA